AUGCGGGCUGGCGUUCUGGAUCGUGCAAGGAUGUUGUUUGAGGGAAUGCCUGAGGGAAAUGUGGUCACAUGGUGUGCGAUUAUCUCCGGGUGCAUUCAGUGCAGACGCUCGAAGGAGGCGUUGGCUCUCUUCUCACGGAUGCAGACCGACGGGUUUGAGCCAAACGACAUGACCCUCGUCAGUGUACUCGCCACCUGCGCUCAUCUGGGAGCUCUGGAGCAGGGGAAAUGGGUCCAUAUCUACAUGAGGAGUAACGGGAUAAAGAUCAGUGUGUUCCUGGGCACUUUAUUGAUCGACAUGUAUGCCACGUGUGGCCAAGUGGAGUUGGGCUUGAAGGUGUUUGAGGAGAUGCAGGAGGAGAACUUGCUAACCUACACAAUGAUGAUAAAAGGGCUCGCCAUGCAUGGUCGAGGAUUCGAGGUGCUACGACUCUUCUCAGAUAUGGAGAUGUCAGGCUUCGUCCCUGAUGAUGUCGCAUUCAUUGGCGCCCUUUGUGCAUGCACUCAUGCAGGGCUGGUUGACCAGGGUCACGAGAUCUUAGAUUCGAUGACCAGGCAGUAUGGCAUUAAGACAAAGCUCGAGCAUUAUGGGUGCAUGGUUGAUCUACUGGCACACAAUGGGCUACUCGAUGAGGCUCGAGAUCUGGUGGAGAGUAUGCCAAUGGAGCCCGAUGCUCUUGUCUGGGGAGCGCUGAUGGCUGGUUUCAAGGUUCAUAGAAAUGUUGAAUUGGCAGAGCAUGCUGUGAAACACUUGAUCCGACUAGAGCCAGAUUCUAGCGGGGUUUAUGUGCUUUUGGCCAAUGUAUAUGCUUCUUCAGGCAGGUGUGACGAUGCCAGGAAGGUGGGACUUCUGAUGAAGAAGCAAGUGGAGAAGACCCCAGGAUGCAGCCUGGUGGAGAUCGGAGGGAGGAUUCACCAGUUUUUGGUUGGUGACAUUGCUCACCCCCAGAUAAAGGAUAUACUGCUCAAGUGGCACGAGAUCGAGAGCCGCAUAAGGCUGGAGGGCUAUGUGCCAGACAAGAAAGCAGUGUUGCUCAACAUCGAUGAAGAGGAAAAAGAAGAUGCACUUGCUCGUCACAGUGAGAAGUUGGCAAUUGCCUUUGUGUUGCUUAGCACCUAG
Molecule: messenger RNA, 1119 nt
Organism: Musa acuminata AAA Group (dessert banana)
Lineage: Eukaryota; Viridiplantae; Streptophyta; Magnoliopsida; Zingiberales; Musaceae
Product: putative pentatricopeptide repeat-containing protein At5g40405
Exons: 1
Coding region: 1-1119 (372 amino acids)
Molecular function (GO): zinc ion binding; protein binding
Source: RefSeq, a predicted model, not a curated record